UAAAUAAAGGUGUUGAUGAUUCUGUUUUUGUUUUUGCAGGGGCAUCUCUCUGAAGGUUUGGUCACAAAGUGGUACAGAUCACCUCGCCUCCUUCUCUCUCCAAACAACUACACCAAAGCCAUCGACAUGUGGGCGGCUGGCUGCAUAUUCGCUGAAAUGCUCACCGGAAAAACCCUCUUCGCAGGGGCCCAUGAGCUGGAGCAGAUGCAGCUGAUCCUGGAGUCGAUCCCGGUGCUGAGGGAGGAGGACCGUCAGGAGUUGCACAGUGUGAUCCCUGUGUUCAUCCGGAACGACAUGUCCACGCCCCAUAACCCUCUGAAGACUCUGCUGCCCGAAGUCAGCCCCCAAGCGCUGGAUUUCCUGGAGAAAAUCUUGACCUUUAACCCCAUGGACCGUCUGACCGCGGAGGAGGCUCUGGCCCACCCGUACAUGUCUGACUACUCCUUCCCGCUGGACGAGCCCAUCUCGCUGCACCCCUUCCACAUCGAGGACGAGGUUGAUGACAUCCUGCUCAUGGACCAGAGCCACAGCCACACAUGGGACAGGUAUCAUGAUAGUCAGUUAUCUGAGGCUGACUGGAACCUGCGUAGCACCCACGACCCUGAAGAGGUGCAGGUGGAUCCCAGAGGGCUGUCUGAUGUCACAGACGAGGAGGAGGUCCAGGUGGACCCUCGUAAAUACACUGACAGUGAGCGGGAGAAGUUCCUGGACGAGCCGUCCUUUGAUUACUCCAUGUUCUCAGCUGAACGCUCGUGGUCUGACGAACACCAUGAGAACAAGUACUGUGACCUGCAGUGCAGCCACACCUGCAACUACAAGGCCGUGUCCCCCUCCUACCUGGACAACCUGGUGUGGAGGGACAGUGAGGUCAACCACUACUACGAACCCAAACUCAUCAUGGACCUAUCCAACUGGAAGGAGCAGAGCAAAGAGAAGACCAAGUCCAAGACCAAGUGUGAGAAGAACGGUCUGGUGAAAAUGGCUCUGCAGCAGCAGAGUGUCUCUGAGAAGGAUCGUGAGCAGGAGAAGCACCAAGCCCCACAAAACCAGGGCUUUGACUUUGACUCAUUCAUCGCCAGCACCAUCAAACUCAGCCUGCAGCCUGAGCCCUGUCCAGAGGUGGCGCUGCUGAGCCAGGUGGGUCUCCUGAAUGAGCUGAACACCUCUGUGUCUCAGCUGGAGGCUCCUCGCUCCGGAUCCAUGUCCAAGUCCAUCAGUCAGGAGAAGGAGGAGAAGUGCCUGGUGAACCUGGCCCAGCUCGGUGACGCCGUGUGGCCCGCCUUCGGCUGUGGUGAGCCGGUGGACCACAGGUCGGAGGGAGGCUACACCAGUUACCUGGACCAGCUGUUUGGGCGAAAGGAGGAGUGUCCCGCAGAGACUCUGGCCUGCUCUGACGCAGAGCUGCAUGAGGAGGCCUUCCUGGGCUGUGGGACGGAGAUCGUCCUGAACAUGCAGCUGGACUCUCUGGCUGAAGACCUCCCCCUCAAGUCCAUCCAGGCCUCUCUGUCCCCCUGCACCGUCAAGUGCUCGCCUCAAAUCGCCCAUAAAACCUACAGCAGCAUCUUCAAACACCUGAAUUAAGCAGAAGUCCUCCUCACAGUGCAACAGCUAGGCAAUUUUAUAAGAAAUAGUAUAUAAUUGUACUUGAAUCAUUUCAUACCUUUUUUAUUAUGGUUCUUUUAUUUUGCCUUUUACGAGAGGCGUGUUGUUUAGACCAUCACUGAGCCUUGUACACCUCCAUGUUUAUGUCCACACCCUCAUCGCUACAGCGCCAUGUCGCUUGCACAUUCAGUACUGUAUCAGAGGAGGGAGAGAGCGCGAAGGAGACGAAGGACAUUUGUGGACUCUUUUCGAGAUGUCGUUGUGCAGUUUGGGUGGGACAUAAAGGAGGAGGUGGUGCCAACAGUUAUUAGGCUUUUAAACAUCUUGGAACAUCCUGCAAACUGGGGUCUUUUUUUAUUAGUUUUUAUCUUGAUUUAACAUUAUUUCCCCAAAGAAGGCUUCCUUAAAACCCUUUCAUACUGUAAAUCUUUCACAUGAUGCCAGCAGCACCAUUCUAUCGUAGGCGUUAAUGUAAAAAUGUGUUAUCUACCUCAAGGUAACAGCCGUGCGAGACACUCUAGAGCCAAACUAGUGCUUUACGACCAUCCUCAUACCAUGAAAUGAAGAGGUCUCGUCAAUGAAAUCUGUCAAGCAUUUAACAUAGUGAGGUGUUUCAAGAAUCAUUAUUUAUUUCUAGCAAGAUUUGCGAUAUUUAUUUUAUCAAAAGGUGUUAUUUCAAUGUGGUUAUUGAAGAUCUGAGAGGCGUUCGCGGAGAAAGACUUCCAUGUUCAUUUCGGCACUAUAUAGGCGUGGUAGUGUUUUGUUUUUAUGCUAGGAAACAACUUGAUCUAUGUUCGAAAAAAAAGUUCAAAUGGCUUUUUAUUUCAUUUUCCAUCGAUAUUGUCCAAACGGAUAUCAUUCUUUGUUAAUUUUUUAUUUUAUAUUUUAAGGUGCGUUCUGUCUUUUGUGGAAAACCUGCUUUAUCGUUAAAAAAGAAGGCGCCUAAAGUCUUAAUUUUUUUAUCUAAAUGUUCUGUACAAACGUGUGCAUGGAGGCAACAGAAAGGUACAUUCAAAGUCAAUGGUGAGUAUAAAACGUGCAUCAGUUUUAAUUGUAUGUUUUUUGUUUUUUAUGUCCUUUUCGAAGAGCAAAGCAUGAUGAAUUAGGUUAAAGGUGUAGCAUGUAGAACACUGCAGACUUCUUUUGUAAUCAUUGGUUACCCUGUUCUACAAAAUAUCAAAAUAAAAUUACUGGCAAAGAG
Molecule: messenger RNA, 2803 nt
Organism: Boleophthalmus pectinirostris (great blue-spotted mudskipper)
Lineage: Eukaryota; Metazoa; Chordata; Actinopteri; Gobiiformes; Gobiidae
Gene: mapk6
Product: mitogen-activated protein kinase 6
Exons: 5
Coding region: 16-1581 (521 amino acids)
Biological process (GO): cell surface receptor signaling pathway; protein phosphorylation; intracellular signal transduction
Cellular component (GO): nucleus; cytoplasm
Molecular function (GO): MAP kinase activity; ATP binding
Source: RefSeq, a predicted model, not a curated record